AUGGCGUCUUUCGGCGGCGAAGGAGCCGAGAUCUCGCCAGAAGAUCGGGUGCAAUGGGCCGCAUUGUCACCAGUCAGAGGACAAGUUUUGGAAGUUUUCCUGUCCGAGACAGACACUCACGAUCCUCCGUUUGCUUGGGCAGCAUUUUUGAUUGGAAGGGUUUCUACAAGGUUGGAUGGUUCCAUUGUUCUGGAGUGCCGCCAUUUGGGCGCCGAAGACACUCCCUAUUCUCAGGUUUUGGACGGGCAGUUCAGCGAUGCCCGAUGCCGCAUUCAUUUAUGUUUGACAAGACCAUGUCUCAUGACCGAAGAGAAGGACGAUGCAGACACUCCUUUCAUGCAUGUGACCCGGAUCCGGCUAUGGAGCUGGGACAGGUUCAUCUCAGUUCAGGAGUAUGUAGCCGCAAGCAGUUUAGACGCUGGUGUAGAUUGGUUGAAAGCGACAGAAGCAGUGAUGCCAAGCACACCUGGGCGCCGCUCCAGAAAUCCUCCCAAAGAGAAAGAGAAACCUAUUGGGAGAAAGAAAGAGACCAAGACACCAAAGGCGAAAGAGGGGCCCAGAAAGCGAGAGCAUGCCGCAGGAGAAGAGGAGCCGGAGACACCUGGCAAAGGAGGAAAGCCGAAGAAGAAGGAAGAGGAGAAGGCAACCAGAGAAGAGCUACGGAGCCGCCUCAAAGCAGUUCGAGAGCGAUUGCAAGAUCCUGGCACCAUACGGGUCGAAGAUGGCUACAGCCCGGGGACCCCUGUCGCAGAGGAUGUCAGCAGUGGGUCAGAGGACGAAGGUUCGUCUUGUGCUCCGGAGAAACGCCUGACAACAGGGGCAAACCUGGGAGAGGGUGCAGGCGCGCUGGCCAAGGCCGUAGCCCGCAAAGGUCACCCUCGUUCCAGCCAUCGACAUCAUCGAGACGCUCUGCCACUGGAGGAUACAAAAGAUUCCACUUUGAAAGGCUUGAGCGGCCAAUUGUUGAAACAGGCCUUAGCAGCGAAGACUCAGAGGGCAGCCGAGAAGAAGAGGAAAAAGAAGAAGCAGUCGAAGAAGACGGAUAUGGAGAACCUCACUGCAGCAUUAGCCAAAGUGUUUGGAAGGACACCGGAGGGGGAGCAGAAAGAGAAGAAAGGGAAGAAGAAGACCUCCAAGAAGAAGAGGAAAUUACAGGAUGGAACGAUCGUGAGCUGCAGUUCCAACUCCAGCUCCUACAGCGACGAGGUCUCCGAGGCAGUGUCAAGCGACGAAGACUUAGAGGCCCCAUUGCGAAAGAAGUCAAGGGACCAUCCAGGGUCUGUCCUCAGGAUGCUUGUCAGCCACAUACAGGAACAGUUGGAUCAGAGCGCUUUGACCGAGCUGGGGCACCCGAGCUCGACCAUGACCAGCGGCGUGAAGGUGAUGACAUAUUUCAACUUGCACGUGAAGAGCAGCUAUCCGCAUCAAUUGCGGGAGAUGCGAGAACUUCAUCAUCUGGCCGCCUGUUUGGACUUGGUCAGAAAAGGAGACUUAGCCAGGGCAGCCGACGGAUUGGCGGCGAGAUUCAUCGCCAUACAUCAAAGCUUGGUAGAUGGCUCGUGGCAGAUGGCCAAGCACCUCGAGCUCUUUCCUUUGGAGGAGGCCAGUGCAGCAGGGGCAGCGGCCUUGCUGGCCACCCGAAAACACGCUCGGCUCAUCUCCAAGGUUCAAGGCCCUCCUCCCAGCACUUGGACUCCGAGUGCUGGCCGUGGCCGAGGGGGGAAGGGGCGCAGCGAUUGGAACUCUGGAGAUGGGCGGGGCGAUUACAAAGGAGAGAACAAAGGAAAAGGCAAAGGAAAGAAAGGAGGCCGAGGAAAAUGGGAUCAGAGGCCAGGAUGGGAGGCGUCCAGGACAAAAGAAUGGGAGAAGAACAAGGAAAAGACCGAAGAGAAACCCAAGGGUUCUUCGCUGGUCAAGGCCGUUGCGGAGAUUUCUCCUUUGGAGCCCUCUGCCAUCGCUGCCAACGCGGGGUACCCGCGGUUGGACAGUGUUGUGUCAGAAACGAACCCGACUCCUUUGGAGCCCUCUGCCAUCGCUGCCAAGGCAGGGUACCCGCGGUUGGACAGUGUUGUGUCAGAGACGAAUCCGACUAAUCAGCCCUUGAGCUUUUUGUCAGUCCUGCAGCUGUGUGACACAUUGGAACGCACAGGAUGUGUCCUGGCCUGGACUUUACUGCAUGUUGGGCAUCGCGAGGACAGUGUGAAGAAUUCAUCACUCUGGUCGGUGCUAUUUAACUCCAGCGAGAGGUUUCGAGCCGGGCGGAAACGUUUGGCUCUGCCUAUUCGAGAGGGUGAGUUAGCCGGGCUUAGAGACAAACUGCUCAAGAUUUCUCUGCUCGAAGCAGCGGGAGAAGAUUUUGCAAAGAAACAUGCUGGGGAUUGCUGGACAUACCUUGCGUGCUACGCUUGCAAUACUCUGGUCGGGAGGCAGAAACUACUGGAACAAGGUAGAUGGAUCAAAGCAGAAGCGAGCGCCUUUCAGACCGUGCACCAGAUGACCGACCGGUUGUUGGGGCAUGGGACGCAAGAGCCAGUGACCCUAGAUGCAAUCGAAAAAGAUGUCAAGCUUGCCAGGGUCAACUACAAGGGGGAAGAGAUUGGUGUUUGUCAUAAACUUACUUUAAGACAAAUUGAACCUGCACUUCCCCCCAAAGAACAUGGUGGAUGCAUUGACUUGUUGAAGUGGGUGUCGCCUGUGACAGGACUGUUAAAAGAGGCAAAGCGGCAGAAUCGAUCGUGGUGGCAUGUCUAUUUAGACAACUACGCUGGAGGUCAGAUUGUGGACAAAGGAGAAGAGACGAUUGGGGGAGAACGUUUGCAUGAACUAGCAGAGACCGCCUGGCAGAAAGCCCAAGUGGGCUUGCAGGGAGAACAAUCCAAGCUUUUCUUUGAGAUGCCUCGUAUUCUAAAACUCUUGAGGAAAGUAGCUGGAGGUAACAUUGUAGUCAAAUUUGUGGGUGAGAACGUAGCGUCCAUGGGCAAGCCCGAAUGUGAACAAAUUUCUGAAGAACUGGAGACCUGGCCCUACCACCUCUAUUGCGCUGAUGCAGUUCCAAUGAAUCGCCCACGUCUUUGCUGGUGCAGCGAAGAGUUGGAAGGUGCAUUAGAGGGGUUAGAAUUUGAGCCUGACACUUUUUGGACUAAGCUCAUAGCAAAAGCACCAUACCCGGAGAUGGAACAGUGGAUUGAGCCAGGUGUGUACUGGCCUGGAGGUACACAGGGAGAAGUUCUCCCCACUGCCAUGCGUGCAAUCAUUAGGUCAAAGCCGCCACCACAACCAGCCGGUCUAAAACGAUGUGACCCCGACACAGUGGCGAGAUGGCAAAGCGAGCAUUUCAAGUUUCCUCCAUAUCAUUAUCAAGAUCGCUUUGUGUUUUGGAAGGGUGAAAAGUGGAGACUGGCAGAUAGCGAUGAGCGUGAACUUCUCUUGGGAUAUGGAUACAAGCAUACUUCUCUCUGUUUUAGCGCUAGCAAGCAGAAACAGUCUUUAGCAGCAUAUGAAAAUGCCAGGUU
This is a messenger RNA of Cladocopium goreaui, 3512 nucleotides long. The record is from the annotation of a GenBank genome assembly. NCBI's taxonomy places the organism in Eukaryota, Dinophyceae, Suessiales, Symbiodiniaceae.